AUGUCGUCUCCCUGCAGAAUAGCAGCUCGCAGCUGCGCCCGCUCCAUCCGCGCCCGCUCCGCCUUCAGACCCUCGACCGCCUUCGUCCAGCGCCGGUGCGAGUCCACGGACGCCGCCGUUAGCACCAACCCCAAGAUUGUCGGCAUCGUCGACCAGAUCAGCCAAUUGACCCUGCUCGAGACCGCCGACCUGGUCACAAGCUUGAAGCAACGUCUCAACAUCCCAGACCUGCCCGUCGGCGGAUUCGCCGCCGCCGCCCCGGCCGCCGCGCCCGCGGCAGCGGAGGAGGAGGAGGCGGCGCCGGCCGCGCAGGAGAAGACGCUGUUCAGCGUCAAGCUGCAGUCGUUCGAGGCCGGGUCCAAGCCCAAGGUGAUCAAGGAGAUCAAGAACCUGCUGGGCCUGUCGCUGGUGGACAGCAAGAAGUUCGUCGAGAGCGCGCCCAAGAUGAUGAAGGAGAGCGUGCCCAAGGACGAGGCCGAGAAGAUCAUGGCCACCCUGAAGGAGCUCGGCGCCGUCGUCACCAUGGAGUAA
This is a messenger RNA of Neoarthrinium moseri, 531 nucleotides long. RefSeq lists its product as uncharacterized. Gene Ontology annotation, molecular function: structural constituent of ribosome. Gene Ontology annotation, cellular component: ribosome. Gene Ontology annotation, biological process: translation. Lineage: Eukaryota; Fungi; Ascomycota; Sordariomycetes; Amphisphaeriales; Apiosporaceae. Bases 1 to 531 code for a protein of 176 amino acids. The transcript has 2 exons. The record is from RefSeq and is a predicted model, not a curated record.